CCCUCUCUCCUCCACACACACACACACACACACACAGUUCUAUACACAUUCAGCUGUGCUGCUGUCAGUCCUGGAAUGUAAGCACUGCCGUCAGGAGUCAGACUCUUCCCUGCUAAGCACUGCGAAGGAACACACCACAGCACACUCAGAGACACAGAUGGAUGCUAAAGCUGUAAAAACCAAAGACUCCAGGGGAUGAUCUGCUCUUUGCACUGUGACAAAGCCAGACUAAACGCAGCAGUGAGCACAUAUCUCAUGAAAAAGAAGUGUGCAACUUCAAGGGGGCUGAAAACAGCAUCAUUGAGUGAACUAGAAAAUAAUUAGAUUUCUGCUUCAGUACUCAGGUUGGAGCGUGUGUGUACGGAGCGUGCUUGAUAAUGACAUAAACUCCACAUUAAAUCUGAAGGGCAUAAGUAAAAGGAUACAAUGUGUGUUCUGAUGAGGCUACCUUCCAGUGUUUAUCCUCUCAGAAGCCUAUUACCAUAAUUCAGAAGUCAUUGCAAACCAUUUCCCAGCUGAUUGGAUACCAUGAUAAGCAAUCAGGCUCUGCUACUCCUGAUGCUCACCAGCCUGUGGCCCAGUACGGCCCUUCCUUUCUUGCCUGGGAAUAUUGAGAACCUUUUUGGAAUGCCAGAGAGUGACGGGAAAGUUCUGCAGCGUUCCAAACGGGGCUGGAUGUGGAAUCAAUUCUUUCUGCUUGAGGAAUACACAGGAAAUGACCAUCAAUAUGUCGGCAAGCUGCACUCCAAUAUGGAUAAAGGUGACGGCACUGUAAAAUACAUCCUGACUGGAGACGGGGCAGGCAGCCUGUUUCUGAUUGAUGAAAAGUCUGGAGACAUUCAUGCCACAAAGAGGCUGGACCGAGAGGAGAAAGCCAUGUACACGCUCCAUGCCAAGGUUGUGGACAGAAACACCAAUGCAGAACUGGAGCCCGACACGGAAUUUAACAUCAAAAUUCAUGACAUCAAUGACAAUGAACCUAAAUUUGCAAGGGAAAUAUACUUUGCCAGUGUCCCUGAGAUGUCUGAAGUUGGUACAUCUGUUGCCACYGUAACUGCCACUGAUGCUGAUGAUCAGACAUAUGGGAACAGUGCCAAGCUUGUAUACAGCAUUCUACAAGGACAACCCUAUUUCUCUGUGGAUUCUGAGAAUGGCACCAUUAAAACYGCCCUGCCUGGCAUGGACAGAGAAGUCAAAGAAAAUUACCAGGUUGUGAUUCAGGCUAAAGACAUGGCUGGACAGAUGGGUGGGCUCUCYGGGACCACAACAGUCUGCAUCACCCUUUCCGAUGUCAACGACAGUCCGCCACGCUUUCCUAAUCAUUCCUUCCGUGUGACAGCUGUGGAGUCUACAGAGAUUGAUGGUGCCAUUGGACGUAUUAAGGCUGAUGAUCCAGAUGUGGGCAAAAGUGCUGAAAUGGUAUACAGCAUUGUUGGUGGUCAUGACACGUUUAAUAUCACAACUGACCAAACUACACAGGAGGGAGUUAUCAKAAUAAAAAAGGCACUGGAUUAUGAAAGUAAGAAGGACUACGAGUUCACAGUGGAGGUGAAAAACGCCUACUUAGAUCCAAGGUUCGUCAAUGGUGUGCAAUUCAAAGACAGCACCACGGUCAAGGUCAUGGUAGAAGAUGUGGACGAGCCCCCUGUUUUCACAAGGAACCCUUAUAUCAUCGAAGUGCAUGAGGACACGGCUGCUGGCAGCUUCGUUGGUGUUGUUUUUGCCAGGGACCCAGACGCUGACAACAAACCAGUCAAAUACUCCAUUGACAGGCACACAGAUCUUGAACGGUUGUUUAGCAUUGAUUCCAUCAAUGGCACAAUCACAACACUGAAAGCACUCGACAGAGAGAUGUCCAAAUGGCACAACAUCUCUGUAGUGGCCACUGAAAUGAAUAAUCCUCGUCAGACAACUCGAGUGCCGGUGUUCAUCAAGGUAUUGGAUGUCAAUGACAACGCCCCGGAGUUUGCAACGUCCUACGACACAUUUGUCUGUGAAAACGUCAAAGCAGGACAGCUCAUUCAAACAAUAAGUGCUGUUGACACUGAUGAACCUCUUGUUGGGCACAAGUUUGUCUUCAACAUGCGUGGCACCAACCCAAAUUUUACUAUAAUUGAUAAAGAAGACAACACUGCCAAUAUCCUGACGAGAAGAGGGGGAUUCAGCCGGCGGGAGAUGAGCAUGUACUUCCUCCCUGUCGUGAUCUCCGACAACGACUACCCCAUUCAGAGCAGCACUAGCACGCUGAUUGUGCGCGUGUGUGCUUGUGACAGUCGUGGAAACAUGCAGUCAUGCAGCCCCGAGGUCCUGCCCUUUUCAGAUGGUCUCACAACUGGAGCUCUUGUGGCCAUACUGCUCUGUGUCAUUAUUUUACUCAUUUUUUGUGCAGUGAUCGUGGUGCUGUUUGCUGCCCUGAGGAGACAGAGGAAGAAGGAACCUCUGAUCAUCUCCAAAGAGGAUGUCAGAGACAACGUUGUAAGCUACAACGAUGAAGGGGGAGGAGAGGAGGACACCCAGGCCUUUGAUAUCGGCACGCUGCGCAACCCGGAGGUGAUGGAUACUAACAAGCUUCGCAGGGACAUCAUACCUGAAAUGCUGUUUCCCUUUCGGAGGACAUCACCGAUAAAGGAUAACACGGAUGUGAGAGACUUUAUAAACGGGAGGCUUCAGGAGAACGACUCAGACCCAACAGCACCCCCUUAUGACUCACUGGCAACUUAUGCGUACGAGGGCAGUGGUUCAUUGGCAGAAUCUCUUAGUUCACUGGAGUCUGCUGCUACAGAGGGUGACCAGGAUUAUGAUUACCUCAGCAAMUGGGGACCACAUUUCAAAAAAUUGGCAGAGAUGUACAUAGGGAGGAGCCCUGAUAGAGAGACCUAGACAAAGCCAUCAGUCUGCCAAACUCCUUUUUAGUGUCUGUUUAGYUAGCUAGCUAGCCAGGCAGCUAUUUGUCUAGUUAGUUAACUGGCCAGCUAGCUAACUGUGUCUCUCUAUCAAGCUAUCUGUUUGUCUAAUUUACUAGCUAGACUGCUAGUUAACUGGUUGUUUGUUUGAUCAACAUACAUGCACACAAAUGUGCCCUCACAACAGUCGCUUUAUACAAGUGGAUGCUGAAAUGGAAGACUUGAACUGAACUGAAUUAUCCGAACAAUGGAGAUAAACUAUAGAUCUCAAAGUUUUCACUGUUUUAUGGUCAUAAUCAUUAAAGAUGCCUUUAAAUUUUAGGAUUUUUUGUGAACAAUGGUGUGGAUAAUGCGUUUUGUAAUAACUUGAAAGAUAGUAAUAUUGUAUACUAUCAAUGUUCAGUGGUACUGGCUUGGCUUGGGUGGGAAAGGGAAGGAGUCCAAAGGCUUUUUCCUGCCAACUCCAUUAAAUACUGUAAGUGUACAAAGUGUUUUUAAUGAUGGACAUCAUAUAUACUAUUUGCUAUCUCUGUUUGACAAGCAAUGUUCAUGUGAAUGGUUGGUGCAGUUUAUUUGUCAAACUGUGGAUUCAUUUCAUGAUAUAGGUGUAACAUGUAAUGGAAAGUGUAUGUUGUAGGAAACCAUCAUACACUACUUUCAUGCUAUUUGAAUGCUGAGUCACAUUGUUUUAUAUUUAUAUUUUUAUACUUAUUUUCAUAAUAAAAUUAAUUUUUAAAAAUCCA
Austrofundulus limnaeus is the source of this 3646-nucleotide messenger RNA. RefSeq names its product cadherin-10. Gene Ontology annotation, cellular component: catenin complex; adherens junction; plasma membrane. The transcript has 13 exons. Bases 529 to 2880 code for a protein of 783 amino acids. Gene Ontology annotation, biological process: cell-cell junction assembly; cell migration; cell-cell adhesion mediated by cadherin. Lineage: Eukaryota; Metazoa; Chordata; Actinopteri; Cyprinodontiformes; Rivulidae. The record is from RefSeq and is a predicted model, not a curated record. Gene Ontology annotation, molecular function: beta-catenin binding; cadherin binding; calcium ion binding.